Messenger RNA from Boleophthalmus pectinirostris (great blue-spotted mudskipper), 864 nucleotides. RefSeq names its product caspase-3-like. Gene Ontology annotation, cellular component: cytoplasm. NCBI's taxonomy places the organism in Eukaryota, Metazoa, Chordata, Actinopteri, Gobiiformes, Gobiidae. The coding region runs from base 1 to 864 and encodes 287 amino acids. Gene Ontology annotation, biological process: proteolysis; apoptotic process. The record is from RefSeq and is a predicted model, not a curated record. The transcript is spliced from 7 exons.
AUGGCCUCAGUCGACUCAACAAAGGUCACCAUGACAUAUCACAUGAGCAGUGAAGUGAGAGACUUUUUACAGUUCUGGGAAAAUCUGAACAAUCCUGAGAAGACUCCUGAUUCAGAUAAGACCAAAGAUAGAAAGGAUCAGACCAGAUACAGGACGGACUUCCCCAGGGUGGGACUCUGCCUCAUCAUCAACAACGAGAACUUCCAAGGAGAAAUGGACACUCUGACGGGCGGGCAACUGGACGUGAAUGCUGCAAAGAAGACAUUUGGGAAUCUGGGCUAUGAAGUCAUCGUGGAGCAGAACCUCACUGUUCAAGAGAUGAGAAAACAAAUGUUGAAAAUCUCUAAGCUGGACCACAGUGGCUACGCGUCCUUUGCUUGUGUGAUUUUGAGCCACGGGCACCAGGGCGUUGUCAGUGGAAUAGACGGAAUUGUUCCUUUUGAAGAUCUAACCAUAUAUUUGAAAGGAGAGAGAUGCCCAACCCUCCUGGGAAAACCCAAACUCUUCUUUAUAGAUACAUGCCAGGGAAGCAAGGUUGACAGAGGCGUAGAUGUAGUCGAUGGUGCUGAGGGUCCCACUGUUCGCAGGAUCCCAGUGGAGGCAGACUUCCUGUACGCCUACGCAACAGCUCCAGGUUACAUUGCGAGAAUCAACUCCCACACCGGCUCCUGGUUCAUUCAGGCGGCCUGUAAGAUCCUGGAGGAACACAGGGACCUGGAGCUGCUGCAGAUCCUGACGAGAGUCAACAGAAAAGUGGCCUACGACUACCAGCAGUUUUCAGAGUAUUUUGGAAAAACAUAUGAUAAGCAAAUGCCCUGCCUUGUCUCCAUGUUAACCAAAGAGUUCUACUUCCCCAAAAAGUGA